This is a messenger RNA of Dermacentor albipictus, 937 nucleotides long. The record is from RefSeq and is a predicted model, not a curated record. NCBI's taxonomy places the organism in Eukaryota, Metazoa, Arthropoda, Arachnida, Ixodida, Ixodidae.
CGUCUAUCCACUACAACGUUCGCAAGCAGCGCCGAAGUGCAGCCAAACAGUUCGUGCGAAUCCGCAAUGCGAAAACGUCGACGCAGCGCUGCCACGAGGAGGAAGAACGCGCUGGACGUUUGUCGAGCAGGGCGAAAACGUCCGGCGUAAGAAGAAGAGGAGGAAGAAGACGAAGAAGGACGAGCCUCGCCAUGGAGCAGCGUUCCUCUGGAACUCCGGCGAAGACCGCGAAAGGUGCGACGGCCCAACGAAAAUCGAGACACAGUCGUCGCACCGGUUCGCCCGCCCAGAAAGCCUCGAAGCCGAAAAAGCACCGGGAACCGGCUGGGCAGCCUGCUGCGCUCGACGCGAGUGCGCCCACCCAGCUCGCACCCGCCGCCCAAGACAGCCCCGCGGACUCCCGCCCGGGUCCUUCGCCCAAGCGUAGCGAUUCCAUCGGCAGCAACUCGCUGGCUCGCAUGAAAGACCUGGCCCUGAGUGGCCGGGAAGACCAGCGUCGCCCCUCCGAGUCGUCGUGGCGGCGUGCGAAGGUGGCGGGGAUGUCGUGCGCCCGCACCGCGACUCCACUCUGUGUCUUUUGUGUGGCGCUGGUCGGUGCCGGCGUGCUCACCGCCUUGAUCCUCGGCUCCUCAGCGACGCGCAAGGCCCGUCAGAUGGCCUUCCAGUACAAAGGCUGCACGACCAGAGGCUGCCAGGAGCACUUGGAGCACCUGUCCAAUACCCUCAAGAAGACCGUAGACCCGUGCAGGGACCCGAUGGCCUACGUAUGCGACAAAGUGCGCUGGCGGAGCGAGAUCGUAUCGGACGCGCUCACCGACACGCUGGUGCGCUGGUACGAGCUCGGCGCCACCUUCCUCGGAAAGCAGCGAAGACCAUCGCGUGAGUGAUGCGCGCAGCUGUGUAGCUCGGCUUUUGUCUGUAUGCUUUUACGAAGGUG